Erigeron canadensis is the source of this 1581-nucleotide messenger RNA. RefSeq names its product phosphoglycerate kinase, cytosolic. The coding region runs from base 130 to 1335 and encodes 401 amino acids. Lineage: Eukaryota; Viridiplantae; Streptophyta; Magnoliopsida; Asterales; Asteraceae. The transcript is spliced from 7 exons. Gene Ontology annotation, molecular function: phosphoglycerate kinase activity; ATP binding; ADP binding. Gene Ontology annotation, cellular component: cytosol. Gene Ontology annotation, biological process: glycolytic process; gluconeogenesis. The record is from RefSeq and is a predicted model, not a curated record.
CGACCUUUAUAUAUACAACACCAAAUGCCAUAAAAAUCAAACACAGAAAAGAAAGCAUCAUUCCAUUGUGAUCCUAUUUCUCUCACCCCUCAAAAUCUCCGGUUUAUAAUUUAAUUUGUUAAAAAAAAAAUGGCGACAAAAAAGAGUGUAAGUAGCUUGAAGGAAGGAGAUCUGAAAGGAAAAAGAGUGUUUGUAAGGGCAGAUCUGAACGUACCUUUGGAUGAUUCCUUUAAGAUCACCGAUGACACGCGCAUACGCGCCGCCGUACCUACUAUUAAAUACUUGAUGUCUAAUGGCGCUCGAGUCAUCCUUUCUUCUCAUCUGGGACGACCAAAGGGCGUUACACCAAAAUACAGUCUGAAGCCACUUGUUGGUAGACUCUCUGAGGUUCUUGGAGUUGAGGUCAAGAUGGCAGACGAUUGCAUUGGUCCUGAUGUUGAGAAACUGGUUGCUGAGAUCCCAGAAGGUGGUGUCUUGCUUCUUGAAAAUGUCAGGUUCUAUAAGGAGGAAGAGAAGAAUGAUCCUGAGUUUGCAAAGAAACUUGCAUCACUAGCAGACUUGUAUGUUAAUGAUGCUUUUGGCACCGCACAUAGGGCACAUGCAUCCACCGAAGGUGUUGCAAAGUACUUGAAGCCUGCUGUUGCUGGGUACCUCAUGCAGAAGGAGCUUGACUACCUUGUUGGAGCUGUAUCAAAUCCCAAGAAGCCAUUUGCUGCCAUUGUUGGCGGGUCGAAGGUAUCAAGUAAAAUUGGUGUGAUUGAGUCAUUGUUAGAGAAGGUCGACAUCCUUGUGCUUGGUGGAGGUAUGAUCUUCACUUUCUAUAAAGCCCAAGGAUACAAAGUUGGGUCGUCCCUUGUGGAAGAAGAUAAACUUGACCUUGCCACAUCACUUCUUGAAAAAGCUAAGUCAAAGGGGGUGUCUCUUCUACUCCCAACUGAUGUUGUAAUUGCUGACAAGUUUGCUGCCGAUGCCAACAGCAAGACUGUUCCAGCCAAUGAAAUUCCUGAUGGUUGGAUGGGAUUGGACAUUGGACCAGAUUCCAUCAAGUCAUUCAGUGAAACCUUGGAUACUACCAAAACUAUUAUCUGGAAUGGGCCAAUGGGUGUGUUUGAGUUCGAGAAAUUCGCUGCAGGAACAACGGCAAUUGCCAAGAAAUUGGCAGAGCUCAGUGGGAAGGGAGUUACAACCAUCAUUGGGGGAGGUGAUUCAGUUGCAGCUGUGGAGAAGGCUGGACUUGCUGACAAGAUGAGCCACAUCUCUACAGGUGGCGGUGCUAGCUUGGAGCUACUCGAGGGGAAGACCCUUCCUGGCGUGCUUGCCUUGAAUGAAGCUUGAACCUCUCUUUGACCUUUUUGCCAAGAGUGAGAUAUGUUUAUCAUAAUAGAAUGGACUGGUGGUGUUUUUGUUUUCACGGUUCUAGUUCAGACUAGAAGUUAAUAAAAGGUCCUGUGAUAUUGUGACCGACCAUUAAUGGUUCUUGAAUUGGAACAGUAGUGCUUGUGUAAUCAUAUCCCUGUUAACAUUUUUGGUUGAUAUAGCUCUGUUGCUUUAUGUUCAUUAAUGGAACUUUUUAACACGUAA